Messenger RNA from Mastomys coucha (southern multimammate mouse), 9559 nucleotides. It is a transcript of the gene Celsr2, whose product is annotated as cadherin EGF LAG seven-pass G-type receptor 2. Gene Ontology annotation, biological process: G protein-coupled receptor signaling pathway; homophilic cell-cell adhesion; cell surface receptor signaling pathway. The record is from RefSeq and is a predicted model, not a curated record. The transcript is spliced from 34 exons. Bases 556 to 9318 code for a protein of 2920 amino acids. Gene Ontology annotation, molecular function: calcium ion binding; G protein-coupled receptor activity. Lineage: Eukaryota; Metazoa; Chordata; Mammalia; Rodentia; Muridae. Gene Ontology annotation, cellular component: plasma membrane.
CCGCCACCGCCGCCGCUCUGCAGAGCUCGCCCGCCCGCCCGGGAGGCGAGGGAACGCGGGUCUGGGCCCGGGACCGCGGCGACCGGCAGCUGCCGCGGCGGAGACGCAGGGCGCGAGCGGGUGGCGCAGGGCGGUCAUUGGCAGCCGGGCCCGGGCCGGAGCGUGCGGCUUCGCAGACGCAGGUGGGCGAUCUCACGCGGGCGGAGGGGACCUUCUGGGGCUCGGGACCCCGGGACACGGCAGAGCCAGAGAUCCUCGCGGCCCGCGGGCGCGGGUAGAGAGCGCGCCGGAACGCAGGUGGAAGCGCAGUGGGAACCCGCAGUGGUCGCGGUGACUCGGGAGCGGGCCCGGCUUCGCGAGUGGUGGGAGACCGGCGCAUCGUGGGCUGACCGAGAGCGCGGCCCCGCCGAGCCAUCUGGGGGCAGGCCCAGUGGGACGUACAGGUGGCCCCCGGGGACCGGCGCCCCGGCCCGGGCAUGAGGCGCGGCGGGUCCGGCAGGAGCCGGAGGAAGAGCCGCCGCGGCUGUUGACCCGGCUGGCCGGGAGCAGGGAGAGAUGCGGAGCCGGGCUGCCAGCGCCCCCCUCCCAACGCCGCUGCUGCCCCUGCUACUGCUGUUGCUGCUGCUGCCGCCGUCGCCACUACUGGGAGAUCAAAUGGGGCCCUGUCGUUCUCUGGGGUCCGGGGGACGCAGCUCCUCUGGGGCCUGCGCCCCCGUGGGCUGGCUCUGCCCGGCCUCUGCUUCGAACCUCUGGCUUUACACCAGCCGCUGCAGAGAUUCGGGCAUUGAGCUGACCGGCCACCUGGUGCCCCACCACGAUGGCCUGAGGGUUUGGUGUCCAGAAUCAGGGGCUCAUAUCCCUCUUCCGCCAUCCUCUGAAGGCUGCCCCUGGAGCUGUCGUCUCCUGGGUAUCGGAGGCCACCUUUCUCCUCAAGGCGCGCUGACCCUGCCUCAAGAGCACCCUUGCUUAAAGGCCCCACGGCUCAGAUGCCAGUCUUGCAAGCUGGCACAGGCCCCAGGGCUCAGAGCUGGGGAAGGAUCGACAGAGGAAUCUCUGGGGGGUGGGCGCAGGAAAAGGAAUGUGAAUACGGCUCCCCAGUUCCAACCUCCCAGCUACCAGGCCACAGUGCCUGAGAACCAGCCUGCUGGUACCUCUGUUGCAUCCUUAAGAGCCAUUGAUCCAGAUGAGGGUGAGGCGGGUCGACUUGAGUACACCAUGGAUGCCCUCUUUGAUAGCCGCUCCAAUCAUUUCUUCUCCUUGGACCCAAUCACCGGUGCUGUCACCACAGCCGAGGAGCUGGAUCGGGAGACCAAGAGCACCCAUGUCUUCAGGGUCACCGCACAGGAUCAUGGUAUGCCCCGACGGAGUGCCUUGGCCACACUUACCAUCUUAGUGACUGACACCAACGAUCACGACCCUGUUUUCGAGCAGCAAGAAUACAAGGAGAGCCUCAGGGAGAACCUGGAGGUUGGCUACGAGGUACUUACAGUCAGGGCCACCGAUGGCGAUGCCCCUCCCAAUGCCAACAUUCUGUACCGCCUGCUGGAGGGGGCUGGAGGCGGCCCCUCAGAAGUCUUUGAGAUCGAUCCUCGCUCGGGGGUGAUCCGAACCCGUGGCCCUGUAGACCGGGAAGAAGUGGAGUCCUACAAGUUGACAGUGGAGGCGAGUGACCAGGGUCGGGACCCAGGCCCACGGAGUUCCACAGCCGUUGUUUUCCUGUCCGUGGAGGAUGAUAACGACAACGCCCCCCAGUUCAGUGAGAAGCGUUAUGUGGUGCAGGUGAGGGAGGACGUGACCCCAGGAGCCCCAGUUCUCCGAGUCACCGCCUCGGAUAGAGACAAGGGCAGCAAUGCCCUGGUGCACUAUAGCAUCAUGAGUGGCAAUGCUCGGGGACAGUUCUAUCUGGAUGCUCAGACUGGAGCCCUGGAUGUGGUAAGUCCACUUGACUAUGAGACAACCAAAGAAUACACACUACGGAUACGGGCUCAGGAUGGUGGCCGUCCUCCACUUUCCAACGUCUCUGGCCUAGUAACAGUGCAAGUCCUAGACAUCAACGAUAACGCCCCCAUCUUUGUCAGCACCCCUUUCCAGGCCACUGUCCUGGAGAGCGUUCCUUUAGGCUACCUAGUUCUGCAUGUCCAGGCGAUUGACGCUGAUGCCGGUGAUAAUGCCCGCCUCGAAUAUAGCCUGGCUGGAGUUGGGCACGACUUCCCCUUCACCAUCAACAACGGCACAGGCUGGAUCUCUGUGACUGCAGAGUUGGACCGUGAAGAGGUCGAUUUCUACAGCUUUGGUGUAGAAGCCCGGGACCAUGGCACCCCAGCGCUUACUGCCUCAGCCAGUGUCAGUGUAACCAUCCUGGACGUCAACGACAACAACCCGACCUUCACACAGCCAGAGUACACGGUGCGGCUCAAUGAGGAUGCCGCCGUGGGCACCAGUGUGGUGACGGUGUCCGCCGUGGAUCGAGACGCUCACAGUGUCAUCACCUACCAGAUCACCAGCGGCAACACCCGCAACCGCUUCUCUAUCACCAGCCAAAGCGGUGGUGGACUGGUCUCCCUGGCCUUACCACUGGACUACAAACUGGAGCGGCAGUAUGUGCUGGCAGUGACCGCCUCAGAUGGCACAAGGCAGGACACAGCUCAGAUCGUGGUGAAUGUCACUGACGCCAACACCCAUCGUCCCGUCUUCCAGAGCUCCCACUACACAGUAAACGUUAAUGAAGACCGGCCAGCGGGCACCACAGUGGUGCUGAUCAGUGCUACGGAUGAGGACACAGGGGAGAAUGCCCGAAUCACCUACUUUAUGGAGGAUAGCAUACCCCAGUUCCGCAUCGAUGCAGACACUGGGGCCGUCACCACCCAGGCUGAGCUGGACUAUGAGGACCAGGUGUCGUAUACCCUGGCCAUCACCGCUCGGGACAAUGGCAUUCCCCAGAAGUCUGACACCACCUACCUGGAGAUUCUGGUGAAUGAUGUAAAUGACAAUGCCCCCCAGUUCCUCAGAGAUUCCUACCAGGGGAGUGUCUAUGAGGAUGUGCCACCUUUCACCAGCGUCCUGCAGAUCUCAGCCACCGAUCGAGACUCCGGACUGAAUGGGAGGGUUUUCUACACCUUCCAAGGAGGAGAUGAUGGAGACGGUGACUUUAUCGUAGAGUCAACAUCGGGCAUUGUGCGCACACUGCGGAGGCUGGAUCGUGAGAACGUGGCCCAGUACAUCUUGCGGGCAUAUGCAGUGGACAAGGGGAUGCCACCAGCCCGCACGCCCAUGGAAGUGACAGUUACUGUCCUGGAUGUGAAUGACAAUCCCCCUGUCUUCGAACAGGAUGAGUUUGAUGUAUUUGUGGAAGAGAAUAGCCCCAUUGGGCUGGCCGUGGCCCGUGUCACAGCCACUGACCCAGAUGAAGGGACCAACGCACAGAUCAUGUACCAGAUCGUGGAGGGCAAUAUCCCUGAGGUCUUUCAGCUGGACAUCUUCUCAGGCGAGCUAACCGCCCUGGUAGAUUUGGACUAUGAGGACCGGCCUGAAUAUAUCCUGGUCAUCCAGGCUACGUCUGCUCCCUUGGUGAGCAGGGCUACUGUCCAUGUUCGCCUCCUUGACCGCAACGACAACCCUCCAGUGCUGGGAAACUUUGAGAUUCUUUUCAACAACUAUGUCACCAACCGUUCCAGCAGCUUCCCUGGGGGUGCUAUAGGCCGCGUGCCUGCCCACGACCCCGAUAUCUCAGACAGCCUGACGUACAGCUUUGAGCGAGGAAAUGAACUCAGCCUGGUCCUACUCAAUGCCUCCACUGGUGAGCUGAGACUGAGCCGGGCGCUGGACAACAACCGGCCCCUGGAAGCCAUCAUGAGUGUGCUGGUGUCAGAUGGUGUCCACAGUGUGACAGCCCAGUGCUCACUACGUGUCACCAUCAUCACAGAUGAGAUGCUCACACACAGCAUCACGCUGCGCCUGGAAGACAUGUCUCCAGAACGCUUUCUGUCACCACUGCUGGGACUCUUCAUUCAGGCUGUGGCAGCCACGUUGGCCACACCCCCAGAUCACGUGGUGGUCUUCAACGUGCAAAGGGACACAGAUGCCCCAGGCGGCCAUAUACUCAACGUGAGCCUGUCAGUGGGCCAGCCCCCAGGACCCGGCGGUGGGCCACCCUUUCUGCCUUCAGAGGAUCUCCAGGAGCGCCUGUACCUCAACCGCAGCCUGCUCACCGCCAUCUCAGCACAACGCGUGCUUCCCUUCGACGACAACAUUUGCCUGCGGGAGCCGUGCGAGAAUUACAUGCGCUGUGUGUCUGUGCUGCGCUUCGACUCCUCUGCGCCCUUCAUCGCCUCCUCUUCGGUGCUCUUCCGGCCCAUCCACCCUGUCGGGGGUCUGCGCUGUCGCUGCCCACCAGGCUUCACAGGCGACUACUGCGAGACAGAGGUGGACCUCUGCUACUCAAGACCUUGUGGACCCCAUGGGCUCUGCAGCAGCCGAGAGGGCGGCUACACCUGCCUCUGUAGCGAAGGCUACACGGGUGAGCACUGUGAAGUGAGUGCCAGCUCUGGCCGUUGUACUCCAGGUGUCUGCAAGAACGGGGGUACCUGUGUCAACCUGUUGGUGGGAGGUUUCAAAUGUGACUGCCCCUCCGGGGACUUUGAGAAACCCUUCUGCCAGGUGACCACACGCAGCUUCCCCGCCCGCUCCUUCAUCACCUUCCGUGGCCUGCGCCAGCGUUUCCACUUCACCCUGGCCCUCUCGUUUGCUACCAAGGAGCGUAACGGGCUACUGCUGUACAAUGGGCGCUUCAAUGAAAAACAUGACUUUGUGGCUCUGGAGGUGAUCCAGGAGCAGGUGCAGCUCACCUUCUCUGCAGGGGAAUCAACCACCACUGUGUCUCCAUUCGUGCCCGGAGGGGUCAGUGAUGGCCAGUGGCACACAGUAGAGCUGAAGUACUACAAUAAGCCACUGUUGGGUCAGACAGGGCUUCCCCAAGGUCCAUCUGAGCAGAAGGUAGCUGUGGUGUCCGUGGAUGGCUGUGACACAGGGGUGGCUCUGCGCUUUGGAGCUAUGCUGGGCAACUACUCCUGUGCUGCUCAGGGCACCCAAGGAGGCAGCAAGAAGUCUCUGGACCUGACAGGGCCCUUGUUGCUGGGUGGGGUGCCGGAUCUGCCCGAGAGCUUCCCUGUCCGAAUGCGGCACUUUGUGGGCUGCAUGAAGGACCUCCAAGUGGAUAGCCGACAUGUAGACAUGGCCGACUUCAUCGCCAACAAUGGCACUGUGCCUGGCUGCCCCACCAAGAAGAUCGUGUGCGACAGCAACACUUGCCAUAACGGUGGCACCUGCGUGAACCAGUGGGAUGCAUUCAGCUGCGAGUGUCCACUAGGCUUCGGGGGCAAGAGCUGUGCCCAGGAAAUGGCCAAUCCCCAGCGUUUCCUGGGCAGCAGCCUUGUGGCCUGGCAUGGCCUUUCUCUGCCCAUCUCUCAGCCCUGGCACCUCAGCCUCAUGUUCCGCACACGCCAGGCAGAUGGCGUCCUGCUGCAGGCCGUCACCAGGGGGCGCAGCACCAUCACCCUGCAGCUUCGGGCAGGCCACGUAGUGCUUAGUGUGGAGGGCACAGGGCUCCAGGUGUCAUCUCUGCGUCUGGAGUCAGGCCGAGCCAAUGAUGGUGACUGGCAUCAUGCGCAGCUGGCACUGGGAGCUAGCGGGGGCCCUGGUCAUGCCAUUCUGUCCUUUGACUACGGGCAACAGAAGGCAGAGGGUAAUCUGGGCCCUCGGCUGCAUGGGCUGCACCUGAGCAAUAUUACAGUCGGGGGAGUUCCUGGGCCAGCCAGCGGUGUGGCCCGUGGCUUCCGGGGCUGUUUGCAGGGCGUGAGGGUAAGUGAGACACCCGAGGGUAUCAGCAGUCUGGAUCCCAGCCGUGGGGAGAGCAUCAAUGUGGAGCCAGGCUGUAGCUGGCCAGAUCCCUGUGACUCGAAUCCAUGCCCCACCAACAGCUACUGCAGCAACGACUGGGACAGCUAUUCUUGUAGCUGUUAUUCAGGUUACUAUGGUGACAACUGUACAAACGUGUGUGACCUGAACCCAUGCGAGCACCAGUCUGUGUGUACCCGAAAACCCAAUGUGCCCCAAGGCUACAUCUGCGAGUGUUUACCAAAUUACCUUGGGCCAUAUUGUGAGACCAGAAUUGACCAACCUUGCCCCCGUGGCUGGUGGGGACACCCCACAUGUGGUCCGUGCAACUGUGAUGUCAGCAAAGGCUUUGACCCAGAUUGCAACAAGACAAGCGGUGAAUGCCACUGCAAGGAGAAUCACUACCGGCCCCCUGGCAGCCCCACUUGUCUCUUGUGUGACUGUUAUCCCACUGGUUCUUUGUCCCGAGUCUGUGACCCUGAGGAUGGCCAGUGCCCGUGCAAGCCUGGAGUCAUUGGGCGUCAGUGUGAUCGCUGUGACAACCCUUUUGCUGAGGUCACCACCAAUGGCUGUGAAGUGAAUUAUGACAGCUGCCCACGGGCCAUAGAGGCUGGGAUCUGGUGGCCCCGCACGCGGUUUGGGCUACCUGCUGCUGCCCCUUGCCCCAAAGGCUCCUUUGGGACUGCUGUGCGCCACUGUGAUGAGCACAGGGGUUGGCUCCCCCCGAACCUCUUCAACUGCACAUCCGUCACCUUCUCAGAGCUAAAGGGCUUCGCUGAGCGGCUGCAGAGGAACGAAUCAGGCCUAGACUCAGGACGCUCCCAGAGGCUAGCCUUGCUCCUGCGCAACGCCACACAGCACACCUCUGGCUACUUUGGCAGUGACGUCAAGGUGGCCUACCAGUUGGCUACACGACUCCUGGCUCAUGAGAGUGCCCAGCGGGGCUUUGGGCUGUCCGCCACCCAGGAUGUGCACUUCACUGAGAACCUGCUGAGGGUAGGCAGUGCCCUCCUGGAUGCAGCCAACAAGAGGCACUGGGAACUGAUCCAGCAGACGGAGGGUGGCACUGCCUGGCUGCUCCAGCACUACGAGGCUUACGCCAGUGCCCUCGCCCAGAACAUGCGGCACACCUAUCUAAGCCCCUUCACGAUCGUCACCCCCAACAUUGUCAUCUCUGUAGUACGCCUGGAUAAGGGGAACUUUGCUGGGACCAAGCUGCCCCGUUAUGAGGCAUUGCGUGGGGAGCGCCCCCCGGAUCUUGAGACCACAGUCAUUUUGCCAGAGUCUGUCUUCAGAGAGAUACCCCCCAUGGUGAGGUCUGCAGGACCCGGCGAAGCCCAGGAGACUGAGGAGCUGGCACGGAGGCAACGGAGGCACCCAGAACUGAGUCAGGGAGAGGCAGUGGCCAGUGUCAUCAUCUACCAUACCCUGGCUGGACUGCUGCCCCACAACUAUGACCCUGAUAAGCGUAGCCUGAGAGUCCCCAAGCGCCCAGUCAUCAACACACCUGUGGUAAGCAUCAGUGUCCACGAUGGUGAGGAGCUCCUGCCACGGGCUCUGGACAAGCCAGUCACUGUGCAGUUCCGACUGCUGGAGACCGAGGAGAGAACCAAGCCCAUCUGUGUCUUCUGGAACCAUUCGAUCCUGGUCAGCGGCACUGGUGGCUGGUCCGCCCGAGGCUGCGAAGUUGUCUUCCGUAACGAGAGCCAUGUCAGCUGCCAGUGCAACCAUAUGACAAGCUUUGCAGUGCUUAUGGAUGUGUCCCGACGGGAGAAUGGUGAGAUCUUGCCACUGAAGACCCUGACAUACGUGGCCCUCGGAGUCACCCUAGCUGCCCUGAUGAUCACCUUCCUCUUUCUCACCCUCCUCCGUGCCCUUCGCUCCAACCAGCAUGGCAUCCGACGCAACCUCACAGCUGCCCUGGGCCUGGCCCAGCUGGUCUUUCUCCUGGGGAUCAACCAGGCUGACCUCCCUUUUGCUUGUACAGUCAUUGCCAUCCUGCUGCACUUCCUAUACCUCUGCACCUUCUCCUGGGCUCUGCUGGAGGCCUUACACCUGUACCGGGCGCUCACAGAGGUGCGAGACGUCAAUGCCAGCCCCAUGCGUUUCUACUACAUGCUGGGCUGGGGCGUCCCUGCUUUCAUCACAGGUCUUGCUGUGGGCUUGGAUCCGGAAGGCUAUGGGAACCCUGACUUCUGCUGGCUCUCCAUCUAUGAUACGCUCAUCUGGAGUUUUGCUGGACCAGUGGCCUUUGCUGUUUCAAUGAGUGUCUUCCUGUACAUCCUGUCGGCCCGAGCCUCCUGUGCCGCCCAACGGCAGGGCUUUGAGAAGAAAGGCCCUGUCUCGGGCCUGCGCUCCUCCUUUGCUGUCCUCCUGUUGCUGAGUGCCACAUGGCUGCUGGCACUGCUGUCCGUCAACAGCGACACUCUGCUCUUCCACUACCUCUUUGCCGCCAGCAAUUGUGUCCAGGGCCCCUUCAUCUUCCUCUCCUAUGUGGUGCUCAGCAAGGAGGUCCGGAAAGCACUCAAGUUUGCCUGCAGCCGGAAGCCCACUCCUGACCCUGCCUUGACCACUAAGUCUACCCUGACCUCGUCCUAUAACUGCCCCAGCCCCUACGCAGACGGGAGGCUGUACCAGCCUUAUGGAGAUUCGGCUGGCUCAUUGCACAGUGCCAGCCGCUCAGGCAAGAGUCAGCCCAGCUACAUCCCCUUCUUGCUGAGGGAGGAGUCCACGCUGAACCCUGGCCAGGUUCCCCCUGGCCUAGGGGACCCAAGUGGCCUAUUCUUGGAAGGUCAAGCCCAGCAACACGAUCCCGACACGGACUCUGACAGUGACCUGUCCCUGGAAGAUGACCAGAGUGGUUCCUAUGCUUCUACCCACUCAUCAGACAGCGAGGAAGAGGAGGAAGAGGCCGCCUUCCCUGGCGAGCAGGGCUGGGACAGCCUGCUGGGUCCCGGAGCUGAGAGACUGCCCCUUCACAGUACCCCCAAGGAUGGGGGUCCAGGGUCUGGUAAGGUCCCUUGGCCAGGAGACUUUGGGACCACAACAAAGGAGAAUAGUGGUAGUGGGCCCCUUGAAGAGCGGCCACGGGAGAAUGGAGAUGCCCUAACUCGGGAAGGGUCUCUGGGACCCCUUCCGGGCCCUUCUACCCAACCUCACAAAGGCAUCCUUAAGAAGAAGUGUCUGCCCACCAUCAGCGAAAAGAGCAGCCUCCUAAGGCUGCCCCUGGAGCAGGGCACAGGGUCUUCUCGGGGCUCCUCCGUCAGUGAGGGCAGUCGGAACGGCCCUCCUCCCCGCCCACCACCGCGUCAGUCUCUCCAGGAACAGCUAAAUGGGGUCAUGCCCAUCGCCAUGAGCAUCAAGGCAGGCACGGUGGAUGAGGACUCAUCUGGCUCUGAAUUUCUCUUCUUUAACUUCCUGCAUUAACCCUGGGCCGGUGUUCCUUCGUCCCCUCCCCCGCUGCGCUCAUGCCCCAAUCCUGUCUUCUGCUUUAUCCUGCCCCUGCUCCCUACCGCCUGCCUGCCGAAGCAGCAGCGACGAACCGUCCAUCUGAGGAGCCUGGGCCUUGCACCUAGAAGGCCAUCUAGUGCCAAGUCGCUCCCCCACCUCCCCCUCACUGCACUUUGGACCCCUGGGGGGGGGCCAACAUCUCCAAGACAAAGUUUUU